This is a messenger RNA of Musa acuminata subsp. malaccensis (wild Malaysian banana), 1869 nucleotides long. The record is from RefSeq and is a predicted model, not a curated record. Lineage: Eukaryota; Viridiplantae; Streptophyta; Magnoliopsida; Zingiberales; Musaceae.
AGAGAGAGAGAGAGAGAUGGAGAGGGAACCACUGGAGGAUGCUUUGCUGGGGAGAAAGAGAGAGCGGGACUUAGAGGAGAUCAAGAGCGUGAGGCAGUUCAUGGAGCAUGUGUGGGAGGAGAAGAAGAAGCUGUGGUACUUGGCGGGGCCGGCCAUCUUCACGUCCCUCGCCCAGUACUCCCUGGGCGCCGUCACCCAGAUCUUCGCCGGCCACCUCACCACCCUCGAGCUCGACGCCGUCUCCACCGAGAACAUGGUCAUCGCCGGCCUCGCCUUCGGCAUCAUGCUGGGCAUGGGAAGUGCCCUGGAGACACUGUGCGGCCAGGCGUUUGGUGCAAAGCAGCUCCACAUGUUGGGGAUCUACAUGCAGCGGUCAUGGGUCAUCCUCACGGCGAUGUGCAUCUGCCUACUGCCCAUCUACCUCUUUGCCACCCACAUCCUCCUUUUAUUCCACCAGGAUGCAGAGAUCGCAGUGCUUGCAGGGAGAUUCUCCCUCUACAUGAUCCCUCAGUUAUUUGCCUAUGGACUCAACUUCCCCAUCCAGAAGUUCCUCCAAGCGCAGAGCAAGGUGAUGACCAUGGCGGUCGUUUCAGCAGUGGCGUUGCUGUUCCACUUGUUCCUCAGCUGGCUUCUCAUAGUCCAAUUCAAGCUUGGUCUUGUGGGUGCUGCAACUUCGCUUAAUGCAGCUUGGUGGGUCGUCGUUGUCGGGCAGUUCAUAUACGUAGCUUGGGGAUACUGCCCCGGUGCUUGGAAUGGCUUCAGCUGGGGAGCUUUUAGGGACUUGGGUGCCUUUGCGAGGCUCUCUAUUGCUUCUGCAAUUAUGAUGUGCCUGGAGUUCUGGUUCUACAUGUUCCUCAUCGUGUUGGCAGGCAACCUGAGGAAUGCUCAGGUAGCAGUGGCUGCUAUAUCAAUAUGCAUAAACUUGUACGGGUGGGAGAUGAUGGUGUUCUUCGGCUUCAAUGCCGCCAUCAGCGUGAGGAUAUCGAACGAGCUUGGAGCAGGCAGGCCGAGAGCGGCUAAGUUCUCGAUCCUGGUGGUCAUCAUGUCCUCCCUCGUGUUCGGCCUCGUCUUCUUUUCCCUGGUCUUGGUUCUCCAGGACGUUUACGGGGUUCCCUUCACCAACAGCCCUGACGUAGUUGCUGCAGUCACUGACCUCGCGGUGGUCUUCUCAUUCACACUCCUCCUCAGCAGCGUCCAACCAGUUCUAACAGGUGUGGCAGUAGGAGCUGGAUGGCAGACAUUGGUGGCUUAUAUCAAUUUGGGAUGUUAUUAUCUGGUGGGCAUUCCAGUAGGCUGCCUGUUGGCGUAUUAUUUUGAUCUAGGAGUGAAGGGUAUGUGGAGUGGCAUGCUAACAGGCGUAGGAUUACAGACCUUGGUACUUAUUGGGGUUACUGUAGGCACAAACUGGGACAAGGAGGCAAUGGAAGCAGAAUCUCGAAUAAAGAAGUGGGGAGGGUCUGUGGAUGAACCAACAAACAAAGAUUGAUUAAUUAGGAGAAAGAUUAAAUGUAGAAUGUCCACAAGGAAUGUGAAUGCUUGCAUAAAGAGAGUGUGGCUGGAUCAAGUUCCUAUAUUGUUUAUCACUCUUUGAACUACUUGCUUUUAUGGUACGUAAAAAUCUCAUGGUCUUACCAAAGAGAAAUAAACAUGAACAUAUUGCAUUUUCUAAGGAUAUUGGGAUCAUUUUUGAGCUCCAAUGCCUUGGGAGCUUCCUGUAUUACUAUGCAAAUUCUUUUAUUACGAGGAAGCCACAGCAUAUAUAUCCAUCCCUUUGAAGCCAGUAGUUUUCAUAUCUAUUCUUCUAUAUUUAUGUUUAGUAUAUAUAUCUCUCUUCAAAACCUAAUAAAUUGUGUUUACUGUUGUACUUAA